Messenger RNA from Macadamia integrifolia, 1286 nucleotides. RefSeq names its product probable xyloglucan endotransglucosylase/hydrolase protein 26. Bases 200 to 1090 code for a protein of 296 amino acids. The transcript has 4 exons. Gene Ontology annotation, biological process: xyloglucan metabolic process; cell wall biogenesis. Gene Ontology annotation, cellular component: apoplast; cell wall. Gene Ontology annotation, molecular function: xyloglucan:xyloglucosyl transferase activity; hydrolase activity, hydrolyzing O-glycosyl compounds. The record is from RefSeq and is a predicted model, not a curated record. Lineage: Eukaryota; Viridiplantae; Streptophyta; Magnoliopsida; Proteales; Proteaceae.
CUCUGUUGGUUCUGUAAGAAACCCUAAAAUAAAUGAAUAAAUAACUGACUAAACCAUGUUCUCUUCCUCAAUCUAUGCUAUAUGGAGCCGUUAUAAACCAUCUUCAGGUGCAUCACAACUUCAUUUCUAUCUUCAGGGAAGGAACAAUUGUCCCUUACAAAAGAAGAAACUAGGAUAUUGAGCUAGCUUUUGGGUUGGCAUGGCUCACUUAGGAGCUCUCUUCUUUGCUCUUGCUAUCUAUCUGAUUUCACUCAAUCUGAGUUCUGUAGAUGCCACAUUUCCUGAACAUGUCCACUUUUCCUGGGGAGGUAAUCAAGAAUUGAUUGCAGGUAAAGGUGAUGAUCUUCAGCUUGUGCUAACCAAUAGGUCAGGAUCUGGAAUUCAAACAAAACAAGAAUUCCUCUUCGGCAGUAUAGAAAUUCUAAUCAAGUUAGUACCUGGGAAUUCUGCUGGCACUGUUACAGCCUACUACUUAUCUUCAACCGGUCCAGCACACGAUGAGAUAGACUUUGAGUUCCUGGGCAAUGUCUCAGGAGAACCUUACACUGUCCACACAAAUGUCUUCACUCGGGGUGUUGGACGCAAAGAGCAGCAAUUUCACCUCUGGUUUGAUCCAACUGCAGAUUACCACAACUAUACCAUACACUGGAACCCAAGCGAGAUCGUGUGGUUUGUUGAUGGGCUACCAAUCCGAGUCUUCCGAAACUAUGAGAGCCAGGGCAUUGCUUUCCCAAACAAGAAAGGGAUGAAGGUUUAUUCCAGCUUAUGGAAUGCUGAUAGCUGGGCAACACAAGGUGGGCGUGUGAAGACUGACUGGAGCUGUGCACCUUUCAUAGCUAGAUUUAGAAAUUUUAGGCCAAGGGCUUGCAAGUGGAAAGGACCAGUUAGCAUCAACCAAUGUGCCACCAAUAGACCUGCCAAUUGGUGGACAUCCCCUGUUUACAGCAAUCUAAACUACAGGCAAAUUCGUCAGAUGAAGUGGGUCAGAAAAUACUACAUGAUCUAUAACUACUGCACUGAUUAUAAAAGAUUCAACUGGAAAAUGCCCUCUGAAUGUUCUUUACAAGACUAUUCUUUAGAAGAAUAUUAGAAGCAAGCAAAAAAAAAAAAAAAAAAAAUUAUGGUUCCAAAACUAGGACACCUCAGUUUGGAUCCAAAAGAGAUGAAUGAACUUUUUCUGCCCCCUAUUGUUUGAAUCAUUCCAGAUUACAAAUGAGGAAUAAACUCUCUGUCAAUUGUAUCUUCCCAACUUAGUAUUAAAUCUUAGUAAUUUUUUUAUUUUUCAA